AUGACCGAGGACGAGGCUAGCUUUAACACCACUGGAAUAGUGUUGCUUAAAACACUAUCUCAUCUACUUGGUGUGAGGCGCCUUGAAUGGGUACACAAUCAAGCUCAAAUUGGUUGCCCGGUUGUGAAUGUAUUCGACGCUUACACUGAUGGGGUGUUGCGCUCUAGACAAGGAGGCAAUGUAUUUGCCAUUUUCAAGGUCAAAAAACGAACACAUGCGAAUGAUCUAGCAGCAAUUAUGGAUUCAGGAAACCUGCCUCUUGCCGAGACCAGUGGCCUGCGAGGCCGCGUCCUUCGAGACUCCAUUGAGACCGGGUCGCUUGCCUAUGCACUGCGCACGUUCGUGACUGAGUACUCCACCGCUUGGAAGUUAGCCAAAAUCCGUUUGACUGCGAACCCUUCCGCUGCAUUGCUAGCUCAUGAAAUCCUGUGCACGCAGAACAUUCCGAACGUACGCUUCACGCCGGUCCUGCAGAGCGUCCUUAUCGAGCCGAGCACGUUCUUCCCGACUGAACACGAAACGCCUUGGAUUUACUUGGGCCUCGGUUUCAACGAGGAGUCGGUGAAAGACGAUGAGGUCGACGGCGACGAGAUCGUUGGCGGCGAUGAGUGGACGAAUCCGUGGAAUGAUCAUAUGGAUUGCAAUUGUUACCACAGCUAUGGAUUGUUAUGA
Molecule: messenger RNA, 672 nt
Organism: Penicillium verhagenii
Lineage: Eukaryota; Fungi; Ascomycota; Eurotiomycetes; Eurotiales; Aspergillaceae
Exons: 2
Coding region: 1-672 (223 amino acids)
Source: RefSeq, a predicted model, not a curated record